CAGAAUCCACGUUCUGGUGCUAAACAUGGCAACCUGCAGCAGAGCGGUGUGGAAAGUUUUAGCAGGAUGUCAGAAGCAGCUGCUGAGCGUCAACGCUCCCACUUCCACAGCUGCUCCAAGGAAUCUACCUGUCAGGACUUUUGCAGCUGUCAAAGCACUGAAGAAAGACAAAAAAGAUACCACAGACAAGGAGGUGAAGAAAAAGAGGGUAGUUGUCGAUGACAAAGACAGACACAAGCCUUUUGGUAAGACGGCGUGGGUGCCUGUGGAUGACGUGUACAUCAUGAGGUACUAUCCCAGGACCCUCCACAGCACAGCUGACACCAUCGGGAUGCUGAAGAAGUUCCAGGUGUUGGACUUCACUCCCAGCAACCAGCCGGUUUAUGUCGCUCUGAGGCUGGACAUGAAACUAGAGAAAAAGAAAAAAGUCGACCCCUUCGUCAGCACUGUGCACUUACCUCACCCCUUCAAGACGGAGAUAAACAAAGUCUUAGUUUUCACAGAGGAUCCUAAUCAAGCCAGGGCUGCACAGCAGAAUGGAGCAGCGUUUGCCGGGGGAGUCGAGCUCAUCCAGCCGAUCUUGGAUGAUGAAAUUUCAGCUGACUUCUAUGUAGCAGUCCCAGAAAUUCUGUCCAAGCUGUUGCCGCUGAAAAGCAAACUGAGAAAGAAGUUCCCGAAGAACAAGAGGGGCACAGUCAGCCCCAACAUUUCCAAGGCACUGGAGUUGUUUAAAACGGGUCAUGAGUACAUGGUGGAGAGCGACUGCUACAUUAGUACCCAGAUAGCUACGCUCGACAUGCCCAGCGAACACAUCUGUGCCAACCUGCGGACAAUCUUGACUGAUGUUUGCUCAUACCGACCAGCCAACAUGGGACCUUUCAUCGAGCGGGCGAUCAUGACCAGUCAAACCAGCGAGGCCAUCUGGUUCAGCGCUGAAGAUGUUCUGCCGAAGGCAACUGAGACCAACGACCAAUGAGAUGUUUCACAGACUGUAAAUAAGGAGGGUAAUGAAUAAAGUAAAUUUGUUCCGAC
Molecule: messenger RNA, 1032 nt
Organism: Cololabis saira (Pacific saury)
Lineage: Eukaryota; Metazoa; Chordata; Actinopteri; Beloniformes; Belonidae
Gene: mrpl1
Product: mitochondrial ribosomal protein L1
Exons: 9
Coding region: 26-976 (316 amino acids)
Source: RefSeq, a predicted model, not a curated record